This is a messenger RNA of Sorex fumeus (smoky shrew), 1740 nucleotides long. RefSeq names its product autoimmune regulator (gene AIRE). Gene Ontology annotation, molecular function: DNA-binding transcription factor activity, RNA polymerase II-specific; DNA binding; translation regulator activity. Lineage: Eukaryota; Metazoa; Chordata; Mammalia; Eulipotyphla; Soricidae. Gene Ontology annotation, cellular component: cytoplasm; nucleus. Gene Ontology annotation, biological process: regulation of transcription by RNA polymerase II; humoral immune response. The record is from RefSeq and is a predicted model, not a curated record. The transcript is spliced from 13 exons. Bases 1 to 1713 code for a protein of 570 amino acids.
AUGGCAGGGGACGGGCGGGCGGGUGGGGAUGCCCUGCGCAUCCUGCUGAAGCGUCGCCGUACAGAGAUUGCCCUGGCCGUGGACAGCGCCUUCCCACUGCUGCAUGCGCUGGCUGACCACGACGUGGUUCCCGACGACAAGUUCCAGGAGACGCUGCGACGGCAGGUGCAGGAGGGCUGCCCGCAGGCCAUGCAUGCACUGCUCUCCUGGCUGCUCACCCAGGACGCGCCCACCAUCCUGGGCUUCUGGAAGGUUCUCUUCAAGGACUACAACCUGGAGCGCUACGCUGGUCUGCAGCGGGUCCUGGACGGCUUCCCCCGAGAUGUGGACGUCAGCCAGCCCCGGAGGGGGAAGAAGCCCCCCACGGUGGCCCCCAAGGCCUCUGCUCUGCAGCCGCCUCCCAGACCCCCUGCCAAGAGGAAAGUGGCCGAGGAGCCUGGGGCCGCCCUGCCAGCCCUGCCCACUCGGGGCCCCAGCCCAGGAACCCACCUCAAGCCCAAGGCCCCCAGGAAGCCAGAGAGCAACUCGGACCAGCUGCGCCUCCCUCUGGGCACCGGGAUCCAGACCGUGUUGGCCUCGGUCCCAAGAGCCAUGGCUGUGUCUGCCGGGGACGCCCCUGGAGCCCGGGGGGCGGUGGAGGGGACUGUCGCCCAGCAGACGUUUGAGUCAGGCGGCUCCAGGUGUAUCCAGGUGGGAAGAGAGUUUUACAACCCCCGAAAGCUCGAGGACCCUGGCGGACGCAAGAGCAAGACCCGCAGCAGCAGCGGCAGCGUUGCGGGUGACGGCGGCCUGAAGACCCCUGUCCGAGCCAGGGAACCCCCCGGGGCUACCUUCGUAAGCACUGACCCCUUCUGGGGUUCUGACAGCGGCACCCCCGACCACCAGGGGCAGCAGCGUGGCGUGGGCAGCGGCCGCUGGGCUGCCACUGAACCUCAUUACUCGCAGGGUGAAGGUGACCCCCGGGACUCUGCCCCUUCUGAACUCCCCAGAGAGCCACCGCUGCACCAGAAGAACGAGGAUGAGUGUGCCAUCUGCCAGGACGGUGGGGAGCUCAUCUGCUGCGACGGCUGCCCCCGCGCCUUCCACCUGGCCUGCCUGUCACCCCCACUGCUGGAGAUCCCCAGCGGAACAUGGCGGUGCACAGAAUGCCUGAGGAGAGGAGACUUGUGGGAAGUGCCCCAAGCCCAGGAGCCCCCCACGGGGCCAGCAAGCACCCCGGUCCUCCUGGCACUGAGGCCAGCCGCAGAAGAGGCCAGGGGCCAGCCCAGAGGACCGGGAGACAUCGGGCUGACUUGUGAACACCAGCUGAACCCCCCUUCCACAGCCCCCCUGCCCAUCCUGGACCCCUCAGCCCUGAACCCCCUGCUGUGUGGGGGGCCCAGGCAGCUGCAGGGCUCUGGGGGUGCACGCUGCAUGGUGUGUGGGAAUGGCGGGGACACGCUGCACUGUGCCAUCUGCGCCACAACCUUCCACUGGCACUGCCACUUCCCUGGGGCUGCCCCCUGGCCAGGGGCCGCGCCGCGCUGCAAAGCCUGCGCCGAAGGGGCCCCCGCGCCCGCCAAGGCUGGGGAUGAGACUGCUACCCAGGGGCAGGUUCUGCACAGGGAUGACCUGGAGUCCCUGCUGAGUGAGCACCCCUUCGAUGGGAUCCUGCAGUGGGCCGUCCAGAGCAUGAGCAACCCCCUGGCCAAGACACCCACCUGUCCCUCCUGAGCCAGGUCACCUGGCCAGGAGUCCCUG